CCCCAGUUUCAGCCAGACCUGGCCUGGGAUGUGGCCCAGCCCCUCCCUCCCGGAGCGUGGGACACUGGUUCUGGCCCGGCCCAAGGGGCAGGCGGGGCGGCUCCGGCUUCCAGAAUGGAGUUCUGAGAUUCGGGGAUGGGAAGGCCAAUCAGGGGCUCUGCUCAAGCCCUGUCCUGUGGGCCUCUGUGGCCCAGGUCUGCCUUGGCUCGCGGUUGACCACCCCCACCCCGCCUCCCAGGCCAGCCCCCCAGGACCCAGCUUUCAGGCAGGAUGUGCGGGGGACCCAGCUCCGGGCCCCCUACAGGCCAUAAAUCCCUUUCCCCGGGACCUUCUCUCUUGGCUCCUCCCAAGGCCCUGAGAAGGGGCACGAUGGGCAGGGGUCUCUCCAUUUCACAGAUGCUGACCCUGAGGCCCAGGACAGCUGUGAGGCACGGCCAGAGUCAGGAAGGAGGUCGUGGUCCUGGGCCUCUACCCAGCGCUCCCUGCACCCCCGGGCUGUCAGGUUGGAGCUGCCACCUUGGAUCUGUGGCUUCUCUUUCGGAGGAGAGUGAACUCCCCCGGCCACUGUCCAGCCCCACUCAGGAUGCACGGGCCACUGGGCUGCUCUUCCUGGUCAUGGGGGUAUGUUCCAGAAGGUUCUGCCACCCCAUGAACUUUCAAGAGGGCCAAGGAGCUUUUGAAAUAGCUGAUUUGCCUCAAGCCCCAGAACACAACCCCACCCCGGGGACAGCAACCCGAGAGCCCAGCAGGUCACAAGGCACCGCCUUGAGGGCCCCAGGACAGCCUGGUCCCCACCUGCUGGCCCCUGAGCCUGCGACCAGGCCCCCACCUGCCUGGUUGGAGUCCUGGCCUGCCCCGGUGGCUCCUGCUUGCCACCGACUCUCCUUGAACUGGCAGUGACACGCAGAUGUCCACGGGGCCUGUGGGCAGAUGCCGGGGAAGGAGCAGUGGCCCUCCUGGCUCAGAGCAUCCGGGCAUCGCUCAAUCCCGAUCCAAUGCGCCACGGGUGGCCAGUGGCCAGCUGGGAGGUCCAAGUCCGUCCGGUCCGGAUUCUGGGAGAACAAGGCCCUGGCUGCGGGCCCUGAGUCAUGGUGGAAGUUGGUAGGGCUCCCAGAGGACGUGGCUAGGAGAUCGGCCUGCAGGGACAGAGCGAAGUUCCCGGCAGAGUUGACGGGUCUGACGGCGGCCACCACGGCUUCCAAGCAGAGCAAAGGACCCCGUGCUCGUCACCUGCUCUCUGGGGUCUCAGCCUUUUCUGUGAGACGGAAGUGACCUUCCGAGCAUACAGCCAGCCAAGAGGGGGUUCUCGGGCACACCUCCCUCCAGGGUCCUGGACACCAGAGUCUCUGCACGGCCCCAAGGGCUCUGCAUGCCCCAAGGGCUUCUGCAGCCCGGGAUGGGGGACCCUGCUCAGGACGCAGGGGCUGGCACCAUGUGGGGCUCUGUCUGCUUCGGUCUGAGCAGAGCGCCCGCACCCCACCCGUGCGCACGCCCCAAGCCGCUCCCUGUCCACCACAGGGCCAGGAUGGACGGCGACUUCUCCUCUCAGAUGAAGAAGAUGGCCUUGGCUAUGGGCACGUCCCUGUCGGACAAGGACAUAGAGCUGCUGCCCACGGACAUGCGGCAUCACGGCUCCUUCAACUACCUCAAGUUCCUGGAGUACAUGCAGAAGUUCCAGGCCUCGGGGCAGCUGGACAGCGCCAUCCGCCAGGCCUUCCAGACCCUGGACAAGGACAAGAGCGGCUUCAUCGAGUGGAACGAAAUCAAGUACAUCCUCUCCACCAUUCCCAGCAGCGGGCCCACCGCCCCGCUGACCGAUGAGGAGGCGGAGGCCAUGAUCCAGGCGGCCGACACGGACGGGGACGGGAGGAUUGACUUCGAAGGUGGGUCAGCGCGGUCGACAGGGCUGGAGGGACCUCGCAGGACCUUCCAGGCCCGCCCCUCCGGGACCCCCCAAAACCGUUCAGUGCCCAUCUGGGCACAACACUGUGUAGGCUCCCCCUCCCCGGGCACGGAGUUCACAGCCGUCUUUGCUGGGCGCCAUCCUCCACCACGGACAGGAAAGUGUUGGGGGUGCUGAGUGGGGGGAGGAAGCCACUGCGGGCUGCUCAGUGGGGGAGAGGUAGGCUGAGAUGGCCAUGGGCAGGCUUGGCUGGACAGGGGCAGGGGUCCGAGACACCCCAGAUGGGAGUGGUCUCAG
Mustela erminea (ermine) is the source of this 2200-nucleotide messenger RNA. RefSeq names its product parvalbumin like EF-hand containing (gene PVALEF). The record is from RefSeq and is a predicted model, not a curated record. Lineage: Eukaryota; Metazoa; Chordata; Mammalia; Carnivora; Mustelidae. The transcript is spliced from 3 exons. Bases 1370 to 2080 code for a protein of 236 amino acids. Gene Ontology annotation, molecular function: calcium ion binding. Gene Ontology annotation, cellular component: nucleus; cytoplasm.